Messenger RNA from Ostrea edulis (European flat oyster), 3851 nucleotides. RefSeq lists its product as uncharacterized. NCBI's taxonomy places the organism in Eukaryota, Metazoa, Mollusca, Bivalvia, Ostreida, Ostreidae. The record is from RefSeq and is a predicted model, not a curated record. The coding region runs from base 1824 to 3524 and encodes 566 amino acids. The transcript is spliced from 7 exons.
UAUCAGAGUCCGCUCCGGGUUUUACUUUAUACCCAUUUUUCACUUCCGGGGAGUUCAUUGAAGUGUUUAGUGUAAACAACGCCUCAGGUACAACUUUUAAAGGCAAACAGUUAUCAAUAAUCGACAUGUCUAGUGACAGGGAUUCCUCAGAUGAAACGGACAGAAAUGAACUCCUUCCCAGUUUAGCAGAUUUGGAGAAAUGGUGUGUUAAGGACUUGAAAAAUUGGCUACAGGAAAGGGAUCUAAAAAGAAGUGGAUCAAAUUCCAUUUUGGCUAAAAGGGUCUACUGUGCACUACGUACUACAUGUAAUUCUGACUCAGACGAUUGUGAUUCCAGUUCUAUAUAUUCGAACCGCCAAAUAUUUAGUUCCAAGUACAGUGAGCUUGACUCCUCAUGGGAAACAGCAACGCAAGAUGUCUGAAAAGGGGGUUGAAAAUUACUUCAUGUUUCAUAAAGACCCCUUUUCUGCAAGAAAUGCCAAAUUUAUUCGCCAUUUCCAGAAAGGAAGAAAACUGUGCAAUGAAAAUUAUGUAAGCAACAUAAUGUACCAAUCUGAUUAAAACCAGAUCUUCAAUCCGCUCCUCUAUUCGCCAUGUCGCGUUGAAGAUCUGGCGAAAUGCUAUAAGGGGUCAUGUUCUGAUGAACUCUAAUGACGUUAGUUUCAGCCAAUCGUUAUCUUCCUAUUCAGCCAAUCAAUGAAUCGGCUCUAGAAUCUGUGGACUGCAUUCGGAUAUUUUCGACCAUUUCCGCGCGUUAAAAAAAUACGGAGAAAUCCAAUAUGGCGGCAUCCUAGAAGAACAAUGUUUACUACGACUGAUGCAUAAAAAAUGUUCCUAACAGCUGCCUGACACGUAUUCUUUGGAGAAAUUAGCAAUUGAAAUGGCAGCAUGUGAAGUUGGAACGCCUAAACGACUAUAUUGUCUGUCAAAUGUGUGUGUCUUGUGUUGUUUUUCAUUCAUUCAGACGGAAAUAACUUCUACUGGGCAACGCGUGGAAACGAAAUUUUUGAAGAAGAAAUUGAAGCUAACUGAUGAAAGGGUAAAUAAAAUUAAACUUGUGGUAGACAGUUUUGAGUUGGAUAGUGCUCGCGAUGAACGAAAUGGUGUCUGUCUUAAGUGUUUCAACAAGGUUGAAAGGGUUCUCCAUUUACAGGAAGAAAGGUGUAAACUGAAAACUGAACUGAAACAAUCACGUUCAAAAAUGGAACAAGUUUUCUUAACUUUGCCAUCUCCAAAUAAGAGAUCGUUUUCUCAAAAAAGGCUGCUUAGAUCGCCAAGUAUUUCUCAGCCACCUAAGCAAGUUAAACCAUUUCUUACGACAGUAGUUAUGAAGUCCCCAGUUCGGAUACCUCCUUUACAACAUGCACAGAUUCCAUUACCUCUAAGUCAACCAUGUGGGCAAGUGAUUUUGGUACCAACAGUUACAGAAUUGCCACCUGUACAGCCAGUAAUGCAACGUUUCAGUCUAUUAUCCCAGCGGGAAAAAACCCAGCUUUAUACCAAAGGAGAGCCAUAAGCAGAUUUGUAAGAUAAUCCAAAGGAACAAGAAUGUGGAGAAGUGCAUAGUUAAUAUCAUUUGCAAAUCACACCCAGACCUUGUUACAUCGGGUGCAACUGAUAUUGUAUCAAAGGAAUGUAAAGAUCUGUGUAAACGUGGUUCUGGUUCUGUGUUACGGGAAAAGUCAUAUGACGGCAUAUUUACUUUCAACUGGAACAAGUUUUAUGACGAGAUACACAUAAAGGCACCAAAUACCUUUAAGAUUGUAUCUUCUGCAAUCAGUGAUUUUACAGUAAUACCAGGACAAAAGAAAUUCCUGCAUUUGAUGCACUCAGUGGCAACCCUUUUACAAAGCAGAAAUGUUGAGAUGUCCUCACUGCACUACCAGAUCGGGAUAAUCCUUGCACAUGGAGGAUGUAAAAAAAGGGAUAUUGAGAGACUUUCAAAAAUUGGUCUUUGUACAUCAGAGCGAUCCGUUCAGCUGAAACUAUCAUCCUGGAUGGAUUUUCUUGAUUUGGAAAUCCAAGAGAUAAAGAAGGGGUGGAUUGAAGGCAAUCCUGUGAAAUAUCAGAUUAUAGGUGACAAAUGGGACAAAAAUAUUCUUCCAUCGUACAGAACCACUCAAAAUAAGACCAUUUCUUUGCAUCUCUUUAAUGCUAUAGUGGUGGUGGAUAGAAUCACACCACUGGUACAUGUAGAUGACAAUUACAGAAAUUUAGAACCAGCUGACUUCAUACCAUCAACACAAGAACAAGAAUUACUUUUAAAGGAACUUGCAUUUAUUGUGGCAACAUCUCUAAUUAGUAACUUGGAUCAACUGCAGGAAGUGUUUGAAGCAAUAUAUCCAAAACACUUGCAACACAAGUACAUCAAUCAAGUUGGAGAGAAAACAAAACAAUUUCCUAUCGGAUUAUUUGAUUGUAACGAGACCAAAACUGCAGAAGUCAUCAGACUCUUGAAAUACCUGACUGAGAAAUAUGUUCCAGUACAGGACGGGAAAAUGGUAGAAGAGGUUUUUUUUGGAGGAGACCGGUUGACAGAUGAAAAAAUUCAAGGGGCUCAGCAAGCUAUGCGGAAUGCUGCAACAGAACUCCAACGACUUGAAGGGUUUAUUUCAAAGAUUGAGGAUUGGCAUCGCAUGAUGAAUUUUAUGGAGGCUAUCUGUAAAUUAACAUAUAAUACAACUUCACAAAGAGACAGAGGUACAGCUCACUACUUCAGGAACAUGCUGAAUGCCAGAAAUGUGAAAGGAGAAGUAAAAAAUUCCUUUCGAGCGUACAAACAUCUAUACUAUUCCAUUUUUGAUGGAAUAUGCUGCAUCUUAUUCCUGAAUGAAUUUGGUGUGCAUAAUUUAGAAGAAGAAGUAGAAUUUCCAACAGAUUUUCAUCAGAAAAGUGAUGUGGAUAAAGUAUCGUGGUUGAAUGAUAUAUGUGAAACUAUUGUUAAGAAAUGGUUUUUUGAGGACAGUGAUGAUAUUUGUCAAGAAAUACGUGACGUAUUUGAAAACCCGGAUCACGAAGAAAAUUACUAUGUGGUCAAUGCAAAUGAUGGUCGAUUUCCAUGUCAUUUUUGUGAGAAAUCUUUCUCCUAUGUAGGCAGCCUGAAAUCACAUGAACAAAUCAAACAUCAACAUACAGUCCAGCCAAUGAAGAGGAAACCCAAAGUGAAAAAUACUGAAGAUGAGCUGUAUAAUUAUAUGUGUCUUCUGUUUAAGCUAACAGCUUUACUCAAGAACCUAGACACAGCUAUUGACAUGGCAGAUGGUCAUAGAUCCGUUCGAUCUUGUAAAUAUGAGCUUCCGAUCUUUCAUAAAACGCAUAAAACUAAGUAUGUUAUUGGGUGCAUCCAUCUUACAACAUUAACUGAGGAGAUUCUUCCGGAGCAGCAACGUGAAAGACUUAUUUCAAAUCGAUGUGUAAAUAUUCAAGGGGGAACAAACCAAAAUAUUGCAUUGGACGAAUACUUGGAGAUGCUGAAUAGGGACAGCAAAGACAUUGCAAAAGGAAAUCAAACAAGGAAAGCAUAAUUUCCCACUCAAAGCAAUAUCCACAUUUAAUUAAUUAUGUGAAACAUUUUGACAUUAUCGCAGAGCUGAAAGCAAGAAAGGGUUUCCAUAAAUUGCCUGAAUACAAAGCUGAUGUUCACAAGGUAGUCAAAGAGCUCAUAGAAAUUGAAGCUUUGAGAAAUAAACUUAAUCGGAAAUUAAACUGCACACAGCUGUCCACAAACAGAAAUCCAUUUCUGAAUUGUUGCCAAGGGUUGGCAACAAUGAUUCGGAGACAUAAACCGAUGCUACCAUAUGGACGUUUACGUAAUAAACGAUUCUAAUUAUAAAUAAAUAUGAAAGCCGCAA